Messenger RNA from Alternaria alternata, 1990 nucleotides. RefSeq names its product MFS general substrate transporter. Gene Ontology annotation, cellular component: membrane. Lineage: Eukaryota; Fungi; Ascomycota; Dothideomycetes; Pleosporales; Pleosporaceae. Gene Ontology annotation, molecular function: transmembrane transporter activity. Gene Ontology annotation, biological process: transmembrane transport. The transcript has 3 exons. Bases 179 to 1966 code for a protein of 595 amino acids. The record is from RefSeq and is a predicted model, not a curated record.
UUGUGGUUGAGUCACUUCUUCAUGUCCCACGAUCAGCUGACUUGAUACGCCCUGCCCUCGUUUCAAUUAUCAUUACACUGUUUUUGCUGUACAAAAGUAGCAGUGAGAGCUUCUCGUUUGCGGUGCGGUUUCGCUAUCAGUAUCGUGUCGGGUCUUUAUCGGCGUCGUCAUCAGCGCCAUGUCUCAUAGCGAUUUCGCCAAAGACACGGCCGUCGCAAGAACACCAGGAAGAGACGAACACGCCACAUCACCGUCCACUAAGUCGCAUACUUCAAACAAAUCCCGCGUCAUCGAAGACAUCGAAACUGAAGAUGAUCGCGCCUCCAUAUCGUCAGCGUCGACGCAUUCCGACUCAAUCAAUUCGGUAGCAGAUCAACGUCCGUCUAUACAUCAUACCUGGAGCAGGAACACCGGGCACUCGUGGCCUGGCGACAAAGAGGAUGCGAUUACAACGGUCACUACGAACGCAACGCAAGACCCGCGCUUCGAAGUCGAUUAUGAGGAGGGAGAGGACCCAGAGGAAUGGCCCAUGUUGAGGAAGGCCCUCGUCGUCUUCUUUAUGAGCUUUUCGACACUAGUCGUAGUCAUGUACUCGACGAGUUAUACAAGCGGCAUACCGGGUAUGAUGGAGACGUUUGGUAUACGGUCGAAGACGCUGGUAAUAUUGGGGAUAACAACCUACCUUUGUGGUCUUGCAAUUGGAUCGCUGCUCCUAGCACCACUUAGUGAGAUGUACGGCAGGAGACCGGUCUACCUGAUCGCAGUCGCUUUGUUCACGGUCCUUAUCAUACCGUGCGCUCUGUCGAACAAUCUAGCCCAGAUUCUCGUUAUGCGCUUCUUCGGCGCAAUUGCAGGCGCAGCCAUGAUUUCCAACGCCCCAGGCACGGUUUCCGACAUAUCCAAGGAAGACUAUCGCGCCCUUGCAUUCUCCAUUUGGUCUCUAGGGCCAAUGAAUGGUCCCGUUAUUGGACCUCUCAUUGGCGGAUUCGUCUUCCAAGCCCUGGGUUGGCGAUGGACAAACUGGGUUGUUAUGAUCGGCUCUGGUACAUCCUGGUUCAUGGUCUUCAUGAUCCCGGAAACAUACAAACCAGCAAUCCUUCGCGCCAAGUCAGCAAACAAGCGCAAGGAAACCUCUGAUUCACGAUACCACUCGCGCUACGAUGAGAAGAAAGCCUUCUGGCCUCUGCUUCGGGAGAAUCUUUACCGACCCCUUAGCAUGGCGGUCAACGAACCGAUUUGCAUCUUCUGGGACGUAUAUAUAGCAUUGGUCUAUGGAGUCUUGUACUUGUGUUUCGUCUCAUACCCUAUCGUUUUCGGCGAGCUCCGAGGUUGGUCGCCUGGACUUGUUGGACUGGGUUACAUGGGUAUCGGUAUUGGGGGUGUCAUCACGAUAGCUUCAGAGCCUCUCCUUCGCCGUAUGAUCAACAGUCAUAAGAAGGAUCCAGAGACUGGCAAGCCCUACCCAGAGGCCAUGGUCAGCGUGGUCGUUAUCGCUGCAGUUUGCGUCCCGGUUGGCGAGAUGAUCUUUGCCUGGACAUGCACUCCUAACGUCCACUGGAUCUUUCCCCUCAUCGCCGGAAUUCCCUUCGGUGCUGGCAACUGCGGUGUCUUUAUUUACGCAUCUAACUACCUCGUGCAUUCAUACGGCAUCUACGCCGCUUCUGCUCUCGCUGGAAAUGCCGUGUUGCGUUCUGCUAUGGGUGGAGCCCUUCCCCUUGCAGGCCCAAAAAUGUACCAGAGCCUUGGUCCGCAUUGGAGUGCGACAAUGCUCUCGCUCAUCGAGUUCGCACUGAUACCUAUUCCGGUAGUCUUUUACCUCUACGGACAUAAGAUCAGAGAAAAGAGUGCUUUGAUCAGGCAGAUGAGGGAGGACAGGGAGAGAGUGGAUGCGAAGAAGAGGAAGGCUGCCGAGAGAGCGGAGAGGGCAAAGGGCGGUUUUGUUGAUGAGAAGAAGCUAGAAGUCUGAUCGACUUGCAUAGGUAAUGCUCGU